Linum trigynum is the source of this 3457-nucleotide messenger RNA. The record is from the annotation of a GenBank genome assembly. NCBI's taxonomy places the organism in Eukaryota, Viridiplantae, Streptophyta, Magnoliopsida, Malpighiales, Linaceae.
AAUUUAUUUUAAAUCAUUGAUUAAAAAAAUAAAAAUAAAAAAUAUAUAUAAAAAAUUAAUGACAACAGGAGGUUGCCGGUAACCACCAAACGCCACUUACCUCUCUUGACUUUUUUCUUUCCUUUUUUGCAUUUAAUUGUUUUUCCUUAUUUAAUUCUUUCCUUUUUUUAAUUCUUAUUAAAUUGGAAGCAUUACGCAAGGCUUCCGUAAUAACUUAGCAUUUUAUGUAACAUGAGAUUAAUACUCAUUACGUAAAAGGACCUUCCAUUACGUAAGACUUUCGUAAUGACCUUUUACAACUGUUACAUAAAAUACAAAUUCAUUACGUAAAGGUUACGAAACGAUAGUUAUUUCUUACGUAACAGUGAAAUUAGAAGCAUUACGUAAACCUUCCGUAAUGACUUAGCUCUUUACGUAACACGACGUUAAUACUCAUUACGUAAAGAGACCUUCUAUUAAGUAAAGCUUCCGUAAUGACAUUUUUCAACUGUUAAGUAAAAUACACAUUCAUUACGUAAAGGUUACGAAAUGAUAGUUGUUUCUUACGUAACAGUUAAAUCGGAAGCGUUACGUAAGAUUUCCGUAACGACUUAGCACUUUACGUAACGCGAGGUUAAUACUUAUUACGUAAAAAUACCUUCCAUUACGUAAAGGUUACGGAACAAGAGUUAUUUCUUACGUAACAGUUAAAUCAGUAGCGUUACGUAAGGCUUCCGUAAUGACUUAGCAUUUUACGUAAUGUGAGGUUAAUGCUCGUUACGUAAAGACGCAUCCUAUUACGUAAGGCUUCCGUAAUGGAUCUUUUACAACUGUUACGUAAGAUUACCAUAUGUUACGUAAGCAUCACGUAAUGCCUAUUGUAUUUUACGUAAUGCGACCUGUGAAACUUGCUAUAACAGGUAAAAAAAUUCAAGUUACCUUACUUAAAGUUACCGUAGGAAAUCCCUAUAUAAUUAAUUAUUGCUUUGAAACCUUCAAAUGUCUUACAAGAGUAUGGUAGCGAUCGCAAUCUAAUUGUUAAAGGGAAGAAAAAAGAGGUGAAAUUAGGUGAAGCUUGAGUUUAUCAUAAAGAACAAUAAUUUGUGACAUCAUAGUGCGAGUGAAUUCAUUGCUUUAAUUGUAAGUUUUAUCAGCAGAUUGCUUUUGUUUAAAUAGGGUUCACUAUGAAGAAAAAAAAUUAUAUGCCUAUAUAAUUUAUAUAAAAUACUAAAAAAAUACUAAAAAAACAGUUUAAACUUAUGAAAAUAUAACUCAUAACACUGAUGAACUACUGGUAUUAAAAUGCUUCAAUUGUCAUUCCUACCCGCUGUUUUUUAAUGGCGACUGCUUUGUUUAUCAGCUCUGUUAAUUUCUUCUGGCCACCACCCUACACCUAUUUCACUGCCAUUUUUUUUCCCUUAAUACUAUUUUCUUGAUUCGCUGACAAAUAAACAACCCACUACAUGCACAACUUAAUUAGCUGCAAAUUAACUACAUUACCGUGUCACAUUAUAUUACAAUAAUCCGCACACUCAUGUCAACUUCCUCCCCAGACAGUUCAAGUUAAAAUAUGCAGAUACACAAACUCCUUCCAACGUCAUGAUUCCCUGAAACUUAUUCCAUUCACACAGUUUGAAACCAUAAAACAAAACAAAUAGUUGAUUUGGUAACGUAAUGGAUAUAUAUGGCGAUGGCUACUUGCAGCUAACUAGCUUAUAGAUAGUAACCAAAACCAUCUUAUAUUCCUCAAAAAAACAAAAGUAAGCAAAAUCCUUCAUGGAGAACUUUGGCGCCAGCAACAUGAACGGAAAUGGUGGUAACCACCACCACCACAACAACAACUUCGAGCUGCUGGACUUCAUCGCCGACGCCAACUUCGACCAGUUCGUCGACCUUAUUCGAGGCCGUAACGACGACGACGACCAAGCCGCCGGCGGGGGAUUCGACGACUGCGACGACCUCAUCCACUCCUUGCUGGUCGACAACGCCCCACACCACGACUUCCCGGCCUCCGCAAUGCCGCUGCAGCCGCCGCUCGACGGUGGGGGACAUUACUAUGCCGACGAGGUGGCAUUCUCUGACUUGGGCGCUGGCUUCGUGGACUUCGCUCCUCCUCUGGCGCCGUACAAUACUAUCACGGGGCAGCUGCCGCCGGCGCCGUGUUUCGACGUGUACGGGAACAUGAAUGAUGUUGAUUACGAUGAUAAUGAUCAUUAUGGGAAUAAUAAUGUCGUUGAUUGUGGUGAGGAAGUUUCCUCCGGCACCACCACCACCACGACGACCACCACCACGGCGGCGGGUGGGGAGCAGAAGCGGAGGAAAGGUGACCGGUCCAAGACUUUGAUUUCGGAGCGGAGGCGGCGAGGCAGUAUGAAGGAGAAGCUCUAUGCUCUUAGAUCCUUGGUCCCUAACAUCACUAAGAUGGAUAAGGCGUCGAUAAUCGGCGAUGCGGUGUCGUAUAUGCAAGACCUCCAGCUCCGAUCAAAGAAGCUACAAUCAGAGGUUGCUGGGCUCGAAGCAUCUCUCGCGGCUGCAGGUUCGACAAAAACGGCCCAAUUCGGUAGCAGGCCAAACCAAAACAUUCCAAGGAAACCAAUAAGCAACGGCAGCCGCUCAAUGAUCACCACCAAAAGAAUAUUAAUGCAGAUGGAUGUGUAUCAAGUGGAAGAAAGAGGGUACUAUGUGAGAUUAGUAUGCAACAAAGGGGAGAAAGUUGCGAUUUCCCUCUACAAGGCCCUCGAGUCCCUGGCCAGCUUCGUUGAUAUUCAGACCACGAAUUUGGCCACGUCAGCUUCCGACAAGUUUAUACUGACUUUCACUUUAGUUGAUAGAGAGAUCAACAUCCAGCAGGGGCAUCAGAUCGACUUGCCGAAUUUGAAGAAUUGGGUGACUAAUGCCUUACUGAACCAAGGAUUUGAGCUUCUGACGUUGUAGCAAUGUUUUUGUUUAUUACUACAUGUUGAAUAAAAAUAUUGGGACCUCUCUAUUUGGGGAACCUGAUGGCUUAAAUGAUAACAAUAAGUUUCAAGAACGAUAAUUACUUAAUGUACACGGAUUACUACUACGCUAGAGAAAAGAGAUCGUAGUUUGAAGCGAAAUUAUAUUUCAGAUUAUGUGCUAGGCCUUUCUCAGCUUAGCACAAGAAGAGGACUUAAUUUCUAGACGUUCGAAAUUUCAGAAGUUCAAUCUACUUCGAUUCAUAAUAGAUUCAUUUGGUGACAAAUUUCUAUCUCAACUUAACACAUUUAAUAAUUAACUAAAUUGGAUGUGAUCAUAUCAACACUAAUACAAUAGAUUGGAUCUCAUAAGAAUUCGGUUAUGGUUCUGGUAACUUUACCAAUUAAAGAUUCUACCAAAGAUUAAAAAAAAAUGGAGUAAUACUAUUAUCUAAGAUCGAUUUCGUCAAAAGAAAAAAAUUAACGGCCAUGAUCAUUGGUCAAAAUUAUCGAAGUACAUUCAAUAACAGAACAGUUAAUUA